Messenger RNA from Trypanosoma theileri, 786 nucleotides. RefSeq lists its product as uncharacterized. The record is from RefSeq and is a predicted model, not a curated record. NCBI's taxonomy places the organism in Eukaryota, Euglenozoa, Kinetoplastea, Trypanosomatida, Trypanosomatidae. The transcript has a single exon. The coding region runs from base 1 to 786 and encodes 261 amino acids.
AUGUCUACCUGUACGUUCUUGUCCCGUCGCUUGAGCCACUUGAGGAACGAAGAACGCGCCUACGAAGAACGCCAACGUCUACGUAACCCUGCUCAGUCAACCGAAGAGGAGCGUCAGCGAUUACGACAACGAUUACUUCGGCAUGCGGUGGAUCGCAUAGUGGCGUCCGGUGCUGCGGAAAAGGGCAUCCCACUAGUAUCAGAGGCGCAAGGAGCGGAAGUGUUGGCAGACCGCCCACUGCGCAGUCAACGAACACGUUCACCUAAUGGUCCUGGACGUCCAAUGGUGCGGCUUGACAACGGCACAGCAGUAACAGUAACGGAAUUUGUUGCUGGAGUGCGGGCAAAUGGGCCGCCACCAGACGCAUUGCCUGGGCCCACGAUACUGCAGAUGUUGCAUGAUAUUCAGCAACAGGAACGAGAGUGGCAAAGUGAUGUAGGGGAGGCGCAACAUACUGUGGCCCCUGAUGUACUGUGGGAGGAGCUUCAUCAGCUGGAUGAGGAAGACGAAAGAGAAGCAGAAGAGAAGCGAAGGGCGGAGAGAGAGGCACUGCCCGAUGCAGAGGAAGUGUAUGGGAAGGGUCUGCCGUACGUGUUAAAUCCCGCCAAUGCGGAGACUGUCUAUAUUCUCGAUAGCCAGGGAGAGAACCAGAAAGAGGAAGAGAGAGACCAUCAGCGUCACCUGGAGCGGAAGAACACCAUGAAGACACUGGAGUGGAUACUAACUCCACUGCUAAAGCGAAAGAAUAGUGUGGAUUUUGAUAACCCUGGAAGAACGGUGGACUAA